GUGGAAAAAAGAUUAGGUCAAAGGGAGUCGAAUUAGUACAAUUACGAACUUUUCCGUUUUUUGACGUAACACUGCUGAUGAUGUAAUAAUUGGAAGUCACCCUGGUUGUGCGUUACAUUUCAGCGCGCUUUCGCGCAGAUGUUUGAACAAGAGAUUUGUUUAGGCAAUCUUUUGUUCUUUCCUGGAUGCCGGAGGAAGUCAAACAGAUUGAGUGGCAGCAUGUUGACAAGCUUAAAUACUACACCUACGGAAGUGUUUUCUUCGUUGGAGUAAAUACUAUUUUAUACCCAGCAGAUGUGAUCAAAACUCGACUGCAACUGCAGCGGACAAAUGCUCUCUACAAAGGAACGCUUGAUGCUGUUUUCAAAACCUUCAGAUCUGAAGGACUUAUUGGGUUUUACAAAGGAUUCCUGGUGAGCCAAAUGAGUGUUUUAACUGGGCAUUUCUACGUGACAAGCUACGAAGUUUCACGUUCGCAAAUGUCUUUCUUUGGCGAUGGCACUCGAGGAUUUGUGGCCGGUGGAGUUGCGGCGCUAAUGGAGCAGUUUUUAGCAAAUCCAAUCGAGGUGAUUUCUCAAAAGCUUAUGAUUCAAGGACAAGGAGAAAACAACACAAAACUUAAGGGAGCUCUUCACAUCUCUGCAGACGUGUUUAAAGACUACGGUGUGGGUGGUUUCUACAGGGGAUUUGUCCUCUCGUUAAUGACCGGAGCAUUGUGGAGCGCUGUCUGGUGGGGCUCAUAUGGUGUGUACAUAGACAUAAUUGGGGAUUACGCCCCACAUGGUACAUCUCAUCUUCUAAUCCAGAGUGUCGCUGGUGGACUUUCAGGGUUGAAUGCAGCCGUCAUUGGGAAUCCGUUUGAUAUUGUAAAAACAAGACUUCAGGUUGAAGGUGGAAAAUCCACGACCAAAUCCUUUCAAGAACUACUCAAGAAAGAAGGACCAAAGUCAUUGACCAAAGGAAUGCUUGCUAGUAUAUUGUCUUGGGUUCCUUCAAGUGUUAUCAUGAUAGCUGCAUAUGAAACUGUUAAGAAACUCAGCCUAAAAGAGAAAUCCAUUGACUUGUUUAUUUAAUAAGUACAUGUAACACACUAAAUCUUCAACAACUACUCACCUCAUCAAAGCAAGGGUAGACCACAGGGUAAGGGGAGAUUUCUGAGUUUUUAGCAAUUGCUCAAUUUGGUGCUUGUCAUGUAAAGCAUAGGAGCCUAAAGGACUCCUGGUAUGUUUUAUUCAAAAAAAAAAAUUUCUCCUCUGCUGUGUCAUACAGGUCAACCCUUGCUGCACUUCUAUAAUUAUAUAAAUGUCAGAAAAUGACAAUUACAAAGAAAAUAUUAAUUAUUUCAACUUGAGAGACAUUUGGUGCCCUUGCUAUUGAUUAGGAACAGUUCCAGCCAUGUGAAUUUACCGUUACAUAAUCUUUAUGCACUCUUCAGCGUGGAAGGGAAUCCUUUUACUGCCAUUACAUUGUAACCCAUUUUAAUAAAACAGUAAUUCCACUUGUGUAUAUUGUAUAUUAGAUAAUCUGAGCAAAAUCAAAACUACAAUUACAUUGGUUAUCUAUCAACUUAGGAUUAAUCUUCUUGCAUUCUAUCACAAAUGCUGUAAUCUGAUUGGCUACAUAUAACUCACCAUCUAAUGCUACCUAUUUGUCACACUGUCCAAUAAAAGUUCAUAACUUAAACAUUAAGAAUACAUUUGUGAAUAAGAGUUUAACAUAACUAGUUUAAUAACUUCUUCUAAAUGUAAGUAUAAAGAAAAACAAAAAUUUUGAAUAGCAUGUAACGCACCUCUUACAGUUUAUUUCACUUUCAAACAUACCUGCACUGUGUGCUGUUAAAUAAACUUUAGAUUCAUUUUCUCAUAGAAGAAGGUCAACUGGUACAUUGUUAUCUCUGAACAUGUUUGAACAAUACAUAUUUGUGCCUCAAAAUUUGUUACAACUUGGAUUGACUGGUUUUUAAAGAAUCAGACUUCAGCUUCACUGUCAUCUUAUUUUGUAUGAUUGGUAUCAUGUAAAUUAAUAUAGAAUAAAUUAAACACUACUUGGUCUCAUGUCCUUUACACAAUAGUGAAGUUUUAUGUUUGCUCUGUUUCUGGCAUUACAGUGGGCAUUCUGCAUCAAGAUCGGUUAACUUGACCAACCAUUAUACUAGUAAAGCUAACCAGCAUAAGCAGACAGUUUUCAAUGUGUAUGCUCUUUGAGAAGUACUCUCAUUUUUGUGACCAAAUGAAGUCUGCUCAUAAACUUUUAAAUCAUUACUUAUUAAAAUCAUAAUUAACAAUAACCAUUGGCAAAUGUCUAUAAAUUAAAUUUGGCUCUGUACAAUUGACAGUUAAUCAUAUAAAUUACAAUAUAGAGUAGACAGUAAUAUAUUUCUAAAAAGUUGUUUUUAAUAAACUGAGAUGUAUUUUAGGUAAAGUGGCUAACUAAAUCCUGCGCAAAAACAACAGCUUUUUGUCUUGUUCUGAUCUCUACUGAAUUGGUCAUAACUAAAUAUACAUUUCAAACAUACAUGUUUUACAUAAGUCCAUAGUUUUCUAAAAUCUACAGACAUCUUUUAACUUGAAACUUUUAAAUCAUUUUCUCAGCCAAUGACUUGUUCUUUCUUAUGAGGAGCUAUUUGAGUGAUGCUGACAUUAAUGACUGACGUCUCACAAACAAUCAGUGGCAACAUUGGCCAUUUACAUUGUUACAAUUGCUGUAUUUUAAAAAUAACACAAGCAAUAAAGGU
Pocillopora verrucosa is the source of this 2734-nucleotide messenger RNA. RefSeq names its product solute carrier family 25 member 44-like. Gene Ontology annotation, cellular component: mitochondrion. Gene Ontology annotation, molecular function: branched-chain amino acid transmembrane transporter activity. Gene Ontology annotation, biological process: branched-chain amino acid catabolic process; branched-chain amino acid transport; transmembrane transport. Lineage: Eukaryota; Metazoa; Cnidaria; Anthozoa; Scleractinia; Pocilloporidae. The record is from RefSeq and is a predicted model, not a curated record.